GCCAUCACUUGGCAGGGCCGUUGGGGUGGAGGAAGAGGGCUUCGGCCGAAGGUGACGCUGAGGCGACGGAGGUGCGGAGAGCAGAGUGGGCCGUGAGUGAGAGCGAGCCACGGCAGCACUUCAGGCGCUCUCCCCCACCUCUCUGCGGUGAAUGGCGGCGGGAUGGAGCACGAGGGGAGCGGCGACAGCGGGGGAUCGGCUGGGCUCCUGCAGCAGAUCCUCAGCCUGAAGCUCGUGCCGCGCGUGGGCAACGGGACCUUGUGCCCUAACUCCACUUCUCUCUGCUCCUUCCCAGAGAUGUGGUAUGGUGUGUUCCUGUGGGCACUGGUGUCCUCUCUCUUCUUUCAUGUCCCUGCUGGAUUACUGGCCCUCUUCACCCUCAGACAUCACAAAUAUGGUAGGUUCAUGUCUGUAAGCAUCCUGUUGAUGGGCAUCGUGGGACCAAUUACUGCUGGAAUCUUGACAAGUGCAGCAAUUGCUGGAGUGUACCGAGCAGCAGGAAAGGAAAUGAUUCCAUUUGAAGCCCUCACCUUGGGCACUGGACAGACAUUUUGUGUAGUGGUGGUCUCCUUUUUACGGAUUUUAGCUACUCUAUAGCACAUACCCUUGUGCUAUGAUGGUGAACCUAAGUUUCAUAGAAUCCUCAAAAAGAAUACAGUAUGGAAUGUGUUUUCUUAGUUCUUCAAACGGGAAGCAACUUGGAUGAAAAGGUAUAUGAAGAACAACAUUUCAGUCCUUUCUUCAAUUUGAAGCUCCAGGAAUUAAAGAUCUUUUUGGACUCAUUGUUCUCAACCAAAACAAAUCAACUUUCUUUUCUUUCUUUCUUUUUUUUACAUAUUUAAUUCAGGCAGUUUUACGGGUGUACCUUUACGCAAGCCAGGUCAGCAGUGCUUCUGGGUUGGCAUCCUUCACACUGAAAUUUAUAAUGUUCUGUGAGAAAAUGCAACGUUGCAUAUUUCAGAGAAAUUAUGGAUCAUAUUAGUUUAUUUCUGAGCAGAGUAUACUGUACUAAAAUCUAACUUGAUCUAACCUUGAUUAAAAUUUGGCAAACUCAUCUCUUGCUACAUCUUCAUGACAGUAAGUGCCAAGUAGGUUUUGGUUGAAUGUCGUGUUGAGAACAAAUUUGGUGAAAUCUGUUGCACACAAAAAAAUCUAUAACUCAAGUAGUGGCUUCGAUUCCUUUGUUUAAAGAAAAAGGAGCUAACUACUGAAUGAUGUGACAUUUUUAUGGAUAACUAUCUUGACCUCUGAUUAUUUAAUAUAUUUUAAGAGAUGUGAAUUUGUUUUUUGGUACAUUUUAUCAAAAUAAGCUAGAUAAUUGAGACUUUUUCCCCUAAAGCUCCUGUACCACCUCUUCCUAUUGCUUUUAUUCUACUGUUUUUAUUUAGUUUAAUUGGAAACAUACUCUAUUAAAGAGUUGGGAGUUGAAAAUUUUCACCCAGAUUGUUUAGGACACUCUUUGAACAUUGAGGCACACGCACAAAAAGAUACUUUAAGCGUUCUGUUACUGUUUUUCUUAGUGACUUUGGUUUACUCAUGGCUCUUGAAAAAUUGUAUAAGUGCAGCUUAAACUAGAGUUAGUGGUUAUGGAUUUCCUAGUCUUAAUGUGGUUACCUAGUGGUGGGUCUUCAGCUCACUUUCACAGUAUUGGGUAUCACUCCCAGAAAGUGCCUAAAGUUUAAUUUUCAGAUAUGCCUUCCACUGUGCCCUUUACAUUUUCCUUCAAGAGAAUUUAUAUCCUUAAAGAGAAUUAAAUAUCAGAGUUUUUUAAAACCCAAUUUUAGCUAUUUUAAUUUUUCUUCUAAUGCCUAACUUACUUUUUCAUUUAAAGGCCUGAAAACUGUAACCUUCAAAAGAAAAAGGAUUGCAAAAAUUAUCUAACUUUAUCCUUACCACCUAAACUGUUCUGUAUGAAAUACAAUCGAUGUUAUCUGUUUUCAAAAUAGUUUCUGGUAAUUAAAUCUGACAUUUUUAAAGGAAAGUUUUCAUUGUGAGUGUAAGGCUAACUGCCCAUGAGGCCGUGUGCAAUUCUAUUUGAUUUAAAGCAAUAUGCACUCUGGCUUCUGAUUAAAAACAGCCAGGAGGACCAAUUUACCAGGGAUAGUCAAAGGGAAAAAUUACAAAGGAUCACAAAAAGUAACUGGACAUUUUCUUUUAACUAAUCGGCCAUUAGACCACUUAUCAAAAUUAUAGUGUUAUAUACACAUAGACUAGGUGGAAAAUUACAGGAGUUGGAAUGUAGGCAAAUGUCUUUACAAAUUCCACAACAAGAUUACUCUCCAAUGCUCAAAUCUUUCUUUCAAGCAAAUUUUUAAGUCUUUAGUUGAAGACUCCAUUUUUCAGUUCAGUGAGCUGGAUUUGGAAAAGUAGCCCUUCAGUUUAAGAAGUUUGUUGUAGGAAAUGAUUUUAAUUAUCUCUAUUGAAGGAUGCCUCUUAGCAUUCUCACCUAAAACAUUCCUUUGGAUAGAAUUUCACAAAUUGAACAUGGGCCAGUGGUCAGUGGGCUCCUCCCCCUAAAUGCUAAUUUUUGAACAUACUGAUCCAUGAUUUAUUUGGUUUAUUUUUCUUUUAGAGCCAAGACACAAAAAUUAAUGCAUUUUGAAAGUUGUGUUUGUUUUCAUCUGUUUCUUGUUUUAUUAUCCACUCUUUUAAAAAACUUCAAAUAUAAAAGGCAUCUUCAAAUUAUUGAAUGUUUCAUUCAUCCCAGUAUGUGAACAUUCUCCUGUGAAUAAGUGUAUAUAGACUUUAUAUAGCUUGAGCUUUGUGGCUUGAAAUGUUUUCAGGGAGAAACUAUUUGAAUGAUAAGGAAUGUCUAUUCCUCCUUAGAGUUUAUUUUUCUUUUUAAUUUCUCAUCUCAAAUACACAAUUAGUUGGGGGUGGUUGCCCAGAUGAAAAAAUAUUGGCAUUUGUGUUGAACAUUUUAUCUUAUCACAUAUAGCUUCUGAGAAGUUUUGCCAACUACUGACUUUCCUAGAGACAUGUGCAACCACCCCUCCCUUAGCUGUGCAUCCACUUUUCCUUUUUUUUAUGAGUGGGAAGGAGGCAGCCCCAACCAUAAAAAGCUGAUUUCUGGAUUCUUUAAUAUUGAGGUUUUAGGGUAAAGGCGUUUCAUGUAAACUUAAAUCCAUAUACAAAUGAGUAAUGAAUAUUCCAAGAUAAAGAUGUCUCUUUGUGCUGUUAACUCAUUUUUUUUUUCAGCAAAACAUUACCUAGGAAAUGUCUAAACUAGGUGAGAAAAAGUUCAUGCAAAUAAUUAUCUUUAAGCCCUUAUGUUUUCUAAGUCUUUAAAUUGUAUGUUAGCUUUUGAUUCCAAAAGCUGCUCUGGUUUGAAUUAAGUUCUUAUUACAACUGCAGUGCAUACCAACCUUCCCUAGGAGACCAUUUCCUGGAAUGUGAAGUCCUGGUGCCAUUAGCUGUCCACAUGCAGAAGGUUCUGUGUACGUGCAUUUCUUUUUUGUGCACUCUGUCAGGCUGGUUGUGGCUAAAAUGAGCUCAGCUUUUUGUAUUAGAUUAUUUCACCAAAUGCUACAGUCAAAAUGAUCUAAUCUUUGUACCAUAGAAAAUUAUUUAAAUUUUAUUUUUCUACUGACAUUUCUAAUUCUGGUAUAUAUGUUUAUCAAUAAAGAGUUACUUUUAAUUCUGUGAACUAGAACUGUUAUUUCUUUUUCAGUGGCCAAUGAGUUUAAUCUUUUGUAAUAAGGUUUUCCAACUUAAUUUUUUUUUUAGUACUUAACAUAUAUGCUUAACUGUAUUUCUUUUAUGUUCAACUCACUAGUUUAUGGUAAAAUUUUUGUCCAAAGAUCUGAUUAAACUGUACUUACAUGU
This is a messenger RNA of Delphinapterus leucas (beluga whale), 3825 nucleotides long. RefSeq names its product transmembrane protein 170A (gene TMEM170A). Gene Ontology annotation, biological process: endoplasmic reticulum tubular network organization. The record is from RefSeq and is a predicted model, not a curated record. Gene Ontology annotation, cellular component: endoplasmic reticulum membrane. Lineage: Eukaryota; Metazoa; Chordata; Mammalia; Artiodactyla; Monodontidae.